AUGGUGCUUCAAACUUUCCGCCUUCCAUCUUUUGCAGGGUGCAGAUAUUUUCAGAGGCAUUCAAUUUUGCAAAGGCAGUUCUGCGCAAAGAGUAUUGGAAUUUCUCUUUCUUGCUCGUAUAGUUUGGAUAAGGAUCCAAAUCCACCUAUUGAAAAGUUAAUUGAUGCACGAGUGAUAUAUAGCGUAGCUCCUGCCAUGGGUCAUAACCAGGAGGCACAUCCAGAAUCCCAUCUUAGAGUUCCUGCUAUUGUGAGUGCUCUUGAAAAGACAGAGCUCACUUCAAAGUUUCGUGGUUCUGAGAUUAUUGAACUUCAAAAUUUCAAGCCUGCUUCAGUGGAUGACAUUGCAAAUGUUCAUGCCAAAGCUUAUGUUGCAGGCCUAGAGAAGGCUAUGGAUCAAGCUUCAGAACAGGGCAUUAUCUAUAUCGAUGGGUCUGGACCAACAUAUGCUACUGCCACUACGUUCCAGGAGUCACUUAUGGCAGCUGGAGCAGGAUUAGCCUUGGUUGAUUCAGUGGUUGCAGCAUCUAAGAACAGCCAGAAUUCACCCACAGGAUUUGCUUUGAUCAGACCUCCAGGGCAUCAUGCUAUUCCAAAAGGGCCCAUGGGCUUUUGUGUUUUUGGCAAUGUGGCCAUUGCAGCUCGUCAUGCUCAACGUGUGCAUGGAUUGAAACGAGUCUUUAUCAUUGAUUUUGAUGUUCACCAUGGGAAUGGGACAAAUGAUGCAUUUUAUGAUGAUCCAGAUGUAUUCUUCCUGUCCACUCACCAAGAUGGAAGCUAUCCAGGUACUGGUAAAAUUGACGAGUUAGGUCAUGGAGAUGGUGAAGGUACAACUUUAAAUCUGCCUCUACCAGGAGGCUCAGGUGAUAUUGCCAUGAGGACUGUAUUUGAUGAAGUAAUUGUACCAAGUGCUCAAAGGUUCAAGCCAGAUAUUAUUCUUGUUUCUGCUGGGUAUGACGGUCAUGUUCUGGAUCCACUGGCAAGUCUUCAAUUUACAACAGGAACAUACUACAUGCUUGCCUCUGAUAUUAAACAACUGGCGAAAGAUCUAUGUGGUGGCCGUUGCGUGUUCUUCUUGGAGGGAGGAUACAACCUUGAUUCUCUUUCAUAUUCAGUGGCAGACUCCUUUCGUGCUUUCCUUGGGGAGAAGAGUUUGGCAUCUGAGUUUGAUAACCCUGCUAUCCUAUACGAAGAACCAUCAACUAAGCACGCCAUAGUACGAAGUUACCUACAUGUUUUUGAUCAACAACGUGACUGGCAUUAUAAAGCUCCAAUAUGUGGGGCUAUCUCAUUUUAUUCAUCGAAGUUGUGUAGCCGACCACGCCCAACUGAUGAAGAACUUGUGCUCCACUUUCUUCAUCGCAAGGCUUCCCUCUUACCUUGCCACCCUGACAUCAUUCCUGAUCUUGCUCUUUAUCCUCAUGAUCCUUGGCAACUUGAAGGCAAGGCUUUGUCAAGUGGAAACCAGUGGUACUACUUUAGUCAAGUGAUGGAGAACCAAGUAACAGAAAGUGGGUUUUGGAAGCCUUUAAAUAUUGAAGAACCAAUAUUUAGUAGCACUGGUAAGAAGGUUGGAUUAAAGAAAUACCUUGUGUAUUGCCUUGGUUCUGAUCAAGGUGUAGAGACAAAUUGGAUGAUGCAGGAAUAUCAUCUUUUCAGUUGUAAAUCGAGUGGCACAUCUUACAAGAGAAACAAAAAAUCAGAUUGCCGUAAAUGGAUCCUGUGUCGAGUUUAUCAGAAGGAGGGAAGUUGCAUCCAAAAUUUCGGCCAUAGUACUGAUGAUGAUGAUGGAACAGAACUUUCAUGUCUAGAUGAGAUGUUCUUAUCAAUGGAUGAUCUUGAUGAUAUAAGUUUUCCACAUUAG
This is a messenger RNA of Dovyalis caffra, 1863 nucleotides long. The record is from the annotation of a GenBank genome assembly. NCBI's taxonomy places the organism in Eukaryota, Viridiplantae, Streptophyta, Magnoliopsida, Malpighiales, Salicaceae.